AUGUCUCCGGAGACGGAGGGCCGCCUCCGCACGCUGCUGCUCAAGUACUGCGACUACGGCGGCAGCAGCCAGGGCGUGCGCGAUUGGAUCUCGACGCAGCUUGCGCCGUUCGCCAAGGCCAAUCCGCAGAUCGAGAUCAUCGCGUCGCGGCAGCCGGGCCGGCACCCUCACGUCAAGGCGCGCUAUCUGGCCGAUGGCGACAAAGCCCUCUCGCUCAAGGGCCUCAGCUGGCAGCAGGUCUCGAUGCGCCUCCAGUUCCUCCGCGACAGCAGACCCGUGCGCUUGCGCAAGUGGGACAAGCCGUUCCGGUCGACGCCGAGCAUCCAGGGGGAGUGGCAGCUGGGCCAGCAGCUAGCCGCGGAGCACCGCGUCAUACGAGUGUCGGGCGGCGGCGGAGGCGGCAGCUAG
This is a messenger RNA of Emiliania huxleyi CCMP1516, 408 nucleotides long. RefSeq lists its product as hypothetical. Gene Ontology annotation, cellular component: mitochondrial large ribosomal subunit. Lineage: Eukaryota; Haptophyta; Isochrysidales; Noelaerhabdaceae. The transcript is spliced from 2 exons. Gene Ontology annotation, molecular function: structural constituent of ribosome. Bases 1 to 408 code for a protein of 135 amino acids. The record is from RefSeq and is a predicted model, not a curated record. Gene Ontology annotation, biological process: mitochondrial translation.